GAGCCCACGCAGCCCCGCGCCGCCAGGGAGGGAGCGGCAGCGGCAGCGGCAGCGGCCGCUGGCAGGGCAAGAGGGAGCGGGUGGGCACGUCGUCCCGGCACGGCCCGACCUUGCUCGGGAGUGCGCGGAGCUGCGGAGACCCUCGGCCGGGUGGGACAACGCCAUGGUCCCCGCCGACGUCCCGUCCGCCCUGGCGCUCAGGGCUGUGGGCCCCGCGGCCGCCACCCCGUACGGUGUCUUCUGCAAGGGGCUCUCCCGGACCCUGCUCGCCUUCUUCGAGCUGGCCUGGCAGCUGCGCAUGAACUUCCCGUACUUCUACAUCGCGGGCUCGGUGAUCCUCAACAUCCGCCUGCAGGUACACAUUUAGAGCCGCGCCUGCGUGGCCGGGCCUCCGGGGACCCGCAAGAUGGCCGCCUCCCAGGCCGCCCCGCGGCGCCGCCGAGGUGCGCGAGAAGAGCGUGCAGACUCGCGAGAGCGCGCUCACGCGCGCGAUCCGCCCCCGGCCUCCCCUUCCCGGGAUGUGGAGGUGGGGAAAGCGUGCUGAGUCUGUUAGGAGCAGAGAUGUUCCAGAAGCGGAGACACUGAGACCCAAGGAAGUACCUGAGGAGUACGCAGCCGUAAACCCCCGGGGGGAUCUUAGGAUCUGAGGAAGGGCACAGGCCGCGUCAUGAGAAAGGAAAACUAAGUUUCUCAAGAACACAGAUUUACAACACACUUGCGUUCUGAAUUGAUCUUUGGGAGUACUGGACUGUGAGCUAGUCAUUGAGUCAGAGGCCUGUUUCUUGUCAUGAAUGUCAUCUGAAAAGGAUGUAUCUCUUCCUCGCACAAGAUGAUACAUUGAAGCUGGGGAUCAAAGCCAGACUACAGGAAAGCUUGUUCCCAGUGCAAAUACAAUGGCAGGAUUUUGAACAAAUGGUGGCGGAGUGGGAGGAUAUCCCUGUCAGAGAGACAAUUGGAGCCAAAGAAAAGAAAGUUCAGUCAUGGCAGAAAAAUGGACUGUUCUCUCAUAGUAAUGCAAAUGGACCACAUAUGGCUUUUUCCUUUAAAGGGAAUACUGGAUUUUGGUUACAGAGUAAAAUGCAGAUGUUACAAACCUUGUGAAAAUACAGUUGACAAGUGGAAAGACAAGAAAAAUAAAUGGAAUGGCGGAGUCCUUGUGGAGUGGGACGGUACUAUUGAGAGUGACUGGGACGUUUUGUGGAUUAUGGACAACCAUAAAGUUUCUAACUGCUAAAUAGAGGGGGGUAACCACAUGAAGUAAACAGGAAAUGCCCAAAGAUGGAGUGUUCUAAAUGUCCAAAAAAGAGCAAAUACCUGGUGUAUGUGAAUGUAUGCUAGAGAUUUUUCCAGGUCUGGGGUGAGUUAGUACUUACAUUUUAUUUUAAAAUUAAAACUGAAGUCAUUAUAAACCCCAUGAGAAAUAAAAUAUAGUCAUAAAUUAUGCUGCCCUACCUCAUGUGACUGAUACUGUACCUGUAAUAUAAGCACUUGCUUAACAAGAAAUGAUUAUGUAACACUGGGGGGCUUGAAGAGGAAAAGGAUGUAAUAUAAUGAUGGAAAGUCCAUCAAGAACUAUUACAGAGGGCUGGAGAUUUGGUUCAGUUGGAGAGUAUUGCCUAGCAUGCACAAGGCUCUAUGUUUGAUCCCCCAACACUACAAAAAGAUCUAAUAUGUAAAAAGCAGCAUAAACUGCAAUUAGGAAAACCAAUGCAGAAACACGUAAGAGUUAAAAGAGUUAUUUCUGAAGUAAAGAAAUGAAAAUAGGUAGAGGAAAAGCAAGAGUUUCGUUCUUUCUUGUUAUUAAUCUAACACUAUUGUUGAUUCAUUUUUAACCAUGUAUAUGAUUUUCUUCAAUUAAAAUCUAAUUUAAAAUAUUUCAUUUUAAAAAUUUCCCCAGGUAAUGUCUCCCACAGGUUAAAUGACACAGAAAGCUCAUGGGAUUGAAAUUCUAAAUCAUACAGGACACUGUUAGUGCUUGAUAAUAUUAAUAUAUAUUAAUAUAGAAGUAUUCUGCCUACUCAAGCUUGGAAAUAAUUUUCAUUUCUACUUGUGAUUUUUCCUUACAUAUAAAUGUAUUCUUUCAAAACUCAUGUAAGAUGAAUAUAUACUGUUACAGGCUGGACGUGGAAGUGUAACUGUCUGAGUUAUUUCCUCACUAUGAGCACAUGUGAAGAUAGUGUGUGCUGUUUAAAAACCCCUCUGCUGGCUUUGUCAGCAGAUUGCUAGUUUCCAGGCUUUUCUAGGAAAAUCUCAUGGUGCUCAAAGAUAACUGAAAGGAUCCAGUGAGAGCCAGUCAUAAUAGAGCACAUCCGUUAUCCCAGUACUCAAGAGGUUGAGUUGAGACAUCAUGUGUUCAAGGACAGCCUGGGCCACAUGAUGAAAAAUCUGCCCCAAAAAAAGAAAAGCAGAAGAAUCCAGUGAUAAACAAAAUUUUAGAAGAAAAUUCAGUAUCUCCUCAUUACUCUAAUUCUAGAAAAGCCUGUGAACCUAAAGGCUUCACUUUUGUUAUUGUAUUUUGUUUUUUUUUUUCUUUUUUUUUACUUUUUCUUUGGUUUUGUUUUGUUUUGUUUAACAGGAUUGCUCAGGAAUUUGCUGUGUAGCCCAGGCUAACUGAGAACUCAUGAUCCUCUGACAUGUGCCAACAGGCUUUCACUCUUGCCAAGUGACAUUUUAAAUGUCACAGGAGUCCCGAGGCUGUAUGCCAAAGAUUUCUGUUGCUAAAAUUUUAAUCUAAAUGAGUGCUUGAAGGGAAAAUAGUCAAUGUUUAAUUGAUAAAGAAAUGUACCUGAUUUUUUAAAGUAUCAGAAAAAUCCAACUGUAAUAGGACAGAUAAGAGUGACCACAGAGAGAAAGAGCUGGAGACAGUUUAGUCAGUAAAGUACGUUCUGUAAAAGCUUGAAGACCUAAGUUUGAUCCCCAGAAGCUUCAUAAGUAAGCCAGGCUUGGUAGUAUGCUUGCAGUCACAGUGCCAAGGAGAGGCGGAAAUGGAUCCUUGGGGCUCUCUAGCCAGCCAGCCUAGCCUACUUGGCAAGUUCCAGGACAUGGGAAGUCACGGUCUUUAACAAUAAGGUGAACAGUGCCUGAAGAGUUAUACUCAGUGUUGAACCUUUAGCUGCCUCCUAGAUCUUCCUACUUGAUAUCCUCCUUUUAUUUAUUUUUUUUAAAUCCACUGAGUCCAAUUCAUGUUACCUAUAUAUUCCUGGAUGUUGGAUCAUUCAUCCACAUUCAUAAGAAAAGUGACAAUAGCUAUCUGCCUAUAGCUCUUCAGCUGGGGAGUGGGCCUUAGGAUUCCCUCUUUAUUCCAUGAUGGAAUCUUUGAACUGGCUCGAUCUUGUGCUAGUCUAAUGUAAUUAAUUGUAGCUCAUGUGUGCAAUAGCCAUGUUGUGGUGGUAUUGUGUUCCCCAAAAUAUUGUACACCCUAAUAAACUUAUCUGGGGUCAGAGACAGAACAGCCACUAGAUACAAAGGCUAGAAAAUGGUGGCACUCACACCUUUAAUCCUAGCUCUCCAGAGGUAGAAAUCACUCUGGAUCUCUGAGUUCAAGGCCACAUUGGAAACGGCCAGGCAUGGUGACACAUGCCUUUAAUCCCAGAAAGCAAGCCUUUAAUCCCAGGGAGUGGUGGUAGAAAGCACAAAGGUAUAUAAAGUGUGAGGACCAGAAACUAGAAGCAUUUGGCUGGUUAAGCUUUUAGGUUUUGAGCAGCACAGUUUAGCUGAGAGCCAUUUGGAUAUGAGGACACAGAGGCUUCCAGUCUGAGGAAACAAGAUCAGCUGAGAAGUUGGCCAGGUGAGGUUAGCUGUGGCUUGUUCUGUCUCUCUGAUCUUCCAGUGUUCACCCCAAUAACUGGCCUCAGGUUUGAUUUUUAUUAAUAAGACCUAAGAUUCCUGCUAUACCAUGUGAUACCUAAAAGUUUGUACUCUUCCUCAUCCUACCUUUUAUAUUCUUUCCUUCUCUUCCAUGAUGAUUUUUUUAAACCUCUCUGUCAAGUUGAGGUGGAGAAUAACAGUGAUAUUCUUCUUUUUACUCAUUUUGACCUUGUUAUCAUAAAAGCUAAUUAACUAUAAAAA
This is a messenger RNA of Peromyscus eremicus (cactus mouse), 4068 nucleotides long. RefSeq names its product small integral membrane protein 10 like 1 (gene Smim10l1). NCBI's taxonomy places the organism in Eukaryota, Metazoa, Chordata, Mammalia, Rodentia, Cricetidae. The transcript has a single exon. Bases 164 to 367 code for a protein of 67 amino acids. The record is from RefSeq and is a predicted model, not a curated record.